ACAAAGAAUAUAGAGACAAAUCAGUAAGGUAAACUCAAUCCCCAGCAAGGAAUAUAGAACCGGCCUAGACCUUUCCGAUACACAACCAAUAAACUUUUCCGAUGCACCGUAAAAUUUUCAUUUUCCUAUAAAUACCGAUUCCCGGCCAAAGUGAACAAUAUUCCGAACUAAAAUGGCGUCUGCUGAAAUGCCAAGGGUGAAGCUGGGGAGCCAAGGACUUGAGGUCUCCAGAUUGGGGUAUGGUUGUAUGGGGCUUACUGGGAUGUACAACAAUCCGGUUCCAGAGGAAGAAGGGAUAGCAAUUCUCAGGGAAGCUUUCAGUAAAGGGGUUACCUUUUUCGACACGGCCGACGUUUACGGCGCAAAUCAUUCUAACGAGUACCUGGUUGGGAAGGCGUUGAAGCAUUUGCCCAGAGAAAAGGUGCAACUAUCUACAAAGUUUGGUAUAUGCGGAGUUACAGAUAAGGUUGAGGUGAAAGGAAACCCUGAAUAUGUUCGAUCCUGUUGUGAGGCUAGCCUGGAACGCCUUCAAGUUGAUUACAUCGAUAUCUACUUUAUACAUCGUAUUGACACUACCGUGCCUAUUGAGGAAACUAUGGGAGAACUGAAGAAAUUAGUUGAAGAAGGUAAAAUAAAGUAUGUCGGCCUGUCCGAAGCUCACCCAGACACAAUAAGGAGGGCACACGCUAUUCAUCCCAUCACUGCUCUCCAACACGAGUACUCCUUAUGGACACGUGACAUUGAGAAUGACAUCGUACCUCUUUGCAGGGAACUGGGAAUUGGGAUUGUUUCAUUCGCCCCUGUUGCUCAUGGACUGUUUGGUGGAAAGGCGGUUGUGGAGAGCUUGCCUGCUAACAGUACCUUGGAGAAACAUCCAAGGUUUACUGAACAGAAUUUAGAAAAGAACAAAGGAAUAUAUUUUCGUCUAGUAGAAUUGGCCAAGAAACAUGAAUGCUCGCCUGCUCAACUUGCUAUUGCAUGGAUUCUCCAUAGGGGUGAUCACUAUGUUCCCAUUCCUGGAACAACUAAGAUAAAAAACCUUCAUGACAACAUUGGUUCAGUGAAGGUGAAGCUCACUGAAGAGCAAGUGAAAGAGAUCACGGAUGCAGUGUCCAUCACUGAAGUGGCAGGCGAAAGAAUUGGAGAGAUGUUUUAUAAGACAUCGUAUAAGUAUUCUAUUACUCCGCCAUUGAAGCAAAGAAAUGCAUUGUUAUAUAAUUCUCUCUAUGGUGCUCUCGUUAGUGUAAUAUUGGCGAUAUGUAUAUACAAGGCUUUGUAUGAUCCUUCGUUUUAUACAUAUGAAUAAUCCCAAAUUAAUCUCUCCUUCAUAAUCAUGUUGAUCAUGAUUUUCUAACUCCAUCCGCUGGCUUAAUUUUCACUCUUGUAAAAAUGUAAAGAAUAAAAAUACUUUUAUAUUUCCUAUAAUCUCAUUCAUAAUGUUUCACAUUUCUAAUCAAAAUAACGUGCAAUUCAC
Messenger RNA from Cuscuta europaea, 1474 nucleotides. The record is from the annotation of a GenBank genome assembly. NCBI's taxonomy places the organism in Eukaryota, Viridiplantae, Streptophyta, Magnoliopsida, Solanales, Convolvulaceae.